AAUGAAUGGUAUCUCCAAGCCUAAGCCAUUGGUCGGGCGCAGACUUUCGUCCAGAUAAUAAGCUCACCACCAUGGCAUUGCGAAAUAUGUCUCCUUCUCAAGCUCCCCCAUAGCUCAGGAAUGCUCAAGGAGUGUGAAGCUGUUCGUGUUCGAAAAAUCAAACACUCUGAAGCCUUUAAUAGGCCUAGUCUUGUUUCUACAGUAAAGUCUGUUAUUUUCGUCUGUAUACCGGUAGUGAAGAAAACUAGACCACUGCAAAAAUGAAUGGUCUGGUUAGUGUGGAGGAGGGUUCCUCAGACUUAAGCUCUUCUGCUCCAAACGUUUCACAGAUGAUAAAUGAAACAAGUGAUAAGGAUCUCAAGGGCAUACUUCUCAAAGGCAUCGGUGAGGAUCAAACAACAAAUAAUACAAAUGCUUCUGAGUCACUGAAAAGCCAUGAUGAAGAAAAUGGUCUUGAAGAAAAUUUGGGAGAUAAAUCCUCAGAAAAAAGAGUUGCUGAAGCCGAUGUGCAAAAUUCAGUGGAACCAACAGAAACAGAUGAUCAGAAAAAGGAAGAUGAUUCAAAAGCAGUUACUUUUGCAGAAGACGUUGAAGUUUUUGACUUGAGUAAAGCAUCAACUGCAUUGAAUGUGCCGAGCAGCAAAACUGAACAAUGUAUAUCAGAGGACGUUGAUUCAAAACAAUCUUUACAUAGUCAAAAGAUUCUUCCAGAAGAUCAGAAACAUUGCAUUACCAAAGAGCUUCAGAAUACAGAUUCAAAAGCCAAUAAUGAGCUCGGACCUUCCGACCUAGAGACUGCUCACAGGUCUCUUACAGAGGAUCCUGUGCUUGCUGCAGAACAGGAAUAUCAAGAGCCAGAUCUUGGUGGAAGUGUGAAAGACGUGGAAAAAGAGCCAUUGUUGGAGAAUGUUCCAAGCACCCCUUCAGACAACCUUUCUCAGGGUGGUUACAUCGAUACUAUUGGACCUUUAGAGAAUGAAGACUUUUUAAGAAGGAUGCAUUCCUCUGUCAGUCAUGUCUAUGGAGAAGACAGUGGUUUCCAGGCCGCCAGCAAUCUGGACUUGGUGGAGUUCACAGGUGAAGGCAAUGCUCUCCCAGACAUAGAUAGAGGCUAUGCAUGGAUCAUACUAGCAUCAGCUGUUGCUGCUUUAGCACUCCUUGGUGCAACGACAAUUGCUGCUGGUAUUCUAAUGCCUGCCAUUUUAGAACAGAUUGAUCCUGACAUCACCAAGGCUUCGUGGAUUGGUUCUGUUCAUGUGAGCACCAUGUGUAUGUCUGGUCCCUUUGUUGGAGUUGUACUGAAUCGACUUGGUUCAAGAUUGACUGUUUUGAUUGCUGGGGUUGUGCUGAGUCUUGGUUUUAUUGGGGCGUCCUUUGCACAGAGUGUACUCCAACUCAUUCUCACCCAUGGUCUUGUAUCAGGUAUUGGUUCAGGCUUUGUGCUAAAUACUAUGUUUGUUACUGCUGGCCAGCGCUUCAACAGAUUUCGAGGACUGGCAUGUGGACUGCUCGCAACAGGCACAGGAGUUGGCUUACUUGCAGGGGGAUCAGCACUAUCAACUUUAUUGAACAGCUUUGGGCUCCGAGGCACCUAUCUCCUCUGGGCAGGGAUAUUGCUGCAUAUCUUUGCAUGUGGAAUGUUCCUGCGGCCCUCAGGAGAGCAAAAGUUACGAACACUGGAGGUCAAAGCUGCCAAAAGUCUCAAGUUUCACCAACUCAGAAGUGAACAAAGUCUCACCAGUGGCCGCCAAAGUAUGGCUAGUGGUGUCAACAGUAUCCUCAGCUCAGUAGAUCGGACUAGUAUGUUCAGUGGACGUUCUAGUGUGCAUCGAAGGCCUGAAUUCCACCGUUUUUCCAGCCGAGCAAACCGAUAUGAUCCUGGUGCUAAUCCCUUAUUGAGAGAUGUUUUGCAUCGGGAAACAUCUCGAUCCAGCCACUCUGUGGCAACAUUCCACUCACAGAAAUCAAAUAAAAAAUCCAAUGAUACCGGCAGUCAACAAGUAGUUGGUAGAUUCACGUUUGCACCUGCGGCAGUGGAUAGCCAAAGUGCCUUCACCUCUUCUCCAGGCAACACCCCAGUACCCUCGAGCCCCAUCGCAUCUGACUGUAGUGACAAUGACACUUCUCCAACAGAGCCGGGACCUCCCCAUGUAUCCUCUACUCUGUCAGUUCCACAGCGUAUCUCAGAUGGAAAAGCUUCCCAUACCAACCUAGAAAAUGACCCACAGUCUCCAACUAGUGAAAAAGAAACCUCAGAGUUUGGCGGAUCGUUCAGGCGUCGACUCAUAUCUACAAGCUCCCAAACACAGUCCCACUACACUUCAAUGAGUCACAUCAGUCAGCGAUCCACCCUCCGGGACCUUCUCCCCAAAGAAUAUGACAAUGAAUCUCUAGCAUCCACCCUGGUAUCUGCCUUGCAGCCUGUUGAUGCUUUGACACCGAGGUACAGACUAGGCCCUCGCAGUGUGUCUACCAUCAUGGGCAGUAUACUGAGUUUUCCUACUGCCCUCACAAUUGUGAAAGAUGAUUUGUCGCAACUUGGGGACUUGACCAUAGCUGAGGAGAAGACAAUUGGAGACCAUUUAAUCAGCUUGCUUGAUUCGUUGCGGCUGCUGAAAAAUAAGCCUUUUCUCGUGUUUAUUGUUACUUGUUUCUUGUGGUCAUUUGGGGAAUCCCCUAUAGCCAUCUACCUCCCGUCUUAUGCUGUCAGCCAAGGCACCAGUAUACUUGAAGCGUCGUCCCUUUACACAGCAAUGGGUCUUGGGUCUAUGAUAGGAAGGUUCUUGUCUGGUCUAAUAGCGAGUGACUGUGACAUUGGCCCCAUCCUUCUCCACACCGGUUGCCUGAGUAUAGCCGGUUGUCUAGUAGUCCUGAGUCCUCUGAUCACCGCCACCUUCAGCCAGCAGCUCCUGCUGUCCGGUGUGUUUGGGCUGUACACCGGGUCCCUCGUGCCUCUGUCUUCUCUCAUCACGAUCGAACUACUGGGGAUUGAGGAACUUGGCCUGGGCUACGGAUUUCUUUCUCUUUUUCAAGGUGUUGGAUAUUUGAUUGGACCACCUUUGGCUGGCAUAAUUGUUGCGGCAAUUGGAUACGAAAAGGCAUUUAUAUUUUCAGGUUGCAUUCUGAUCUGUGCCAGUCUCAUGGAGAUGCUUACAGUUGUGUUCCUAAGGAGGGCCAUCGAACAGAAUACAGACACAAACUCUUUGGAUGACCUUGAGAGAGCCCUCAGAAAAAUUUCUGACCACGAAAGUGACGAUGAAGAGGAAACUAAAGCUUCACGUCUUUCAUUAAGCAAAUCAGCGGCAGGCUCCCUCAAGACAAAUUUAAAUCAGGAUGUUGAAGUGGACAAAAAGGCAGGGGGGGAUGAAAAUAUAGACACUGUUGACUCAGGGCCAGUUGCUGAUGAUGUGCUUGAACCCAUAGCCGAAGAAGUUGAGAAGCAAAGCUUUCAAGGAUUGGAUACUUAAUAACAGCUGACCACAAAGAGAUCUGAGAAGAAUGCAAACAACGAUGUUGAAUAUAAUAAUAUAUUUUAUAUCAAGAAAAUGGCAGACAAUAAAUUUUUUAUUUACAAUUUAUUUAGAGCACAAAAUGCAUUUGUGUUAAAGACAAAUAAAAUGUGCAUCAUAAAUCAUUCUCA
Aplysia californica (California sea hare) is the source of this 3640-nucleotide messenger RNA. RefSeq lists its product as uncharacterized. The record is from RefSeq and is a predicted model, not a curated record. Gene Ontology annotation, biological process: transmembrane transport; monocarboxylic acid transport. Gene Ontology annotation, molecular function: monocarboxylic acid transmembrane transporter activity. Lineage: Eukaryota; Metazoa; Mollusca; Gastropoda; Aplysiida; Aplysiidae.